Messenger RNA from Magnolia sinica, 806 nucleotides. RefSeq names its product sulfite reductase 1 [ferredoxin], chloroplastic-like. The record is from RefSeq and is a predicted model, not a curated record. NCBI's taxonomy places the organism in Eukaryota, Viridiplantae, Streptophyta, Magnoliopsida, Magnoliales, Magnoliaceae. The transcript is spliced from 5 exons. Gene Ontology annotation, biological process: sulfate assimilation. The coding region runs from base 360 to 791 and encodes 143 amino acids. Gene Ontology annotation, cellular component: chloroplast stroma; sulfite reductase complex (NADPH). Gene Ontology annotation, molecular function: heme binding; iron-sulfur cluster binding; sulfite reductase (ferredoxin) activity.
UGCACUGGUUGCAAGCUGGGGUGCUUACCUGUUGAAAAGAAAUGUAUUGGCAAUGUCCUUUGCAUUGAGGGACUCACACGAGGCACAAGUGCAAUUUGCUUUGGAAAGAGGUGUGCCUGCAGUUAUUGGUGUGCUUGGAACCAUACAGCUCCCUUACCCAUCUAGAGCCUUUGACAUGGCUCACUGUUUGCGUUGCUUAAUCUCAUAGGAAGCAAAUGGACUCCUAAAGCCAACAAAAAUUGCCGGGACAAGGUGGUGGUUGUGAUGAUGAUGAUGACUCUUCACUACUAACUCCCAAAGAACAACAACAGGAGAAUUCAAAGAAUCCUAGGUAUGUGGAUCCACUCAAUAUAACUGUAAUGGCAUGUCCCGCACUACCGUUAUGCCCUCUAGCAAUAGCAGAAGCUGAGCGUGGAAUUCCUGACAUUCUCAAGCGGGUUCGAGCUGUAUUUGAUAAGGUCUGGCUCGGGGGAACGCCUAACCAAACCUCACUAGCAAAAUGUUUCAUGAAUAAGGUGAAGAUUCAUGAUCUAGAAAAGGUUUUGGAGCCAUUGUUCUACAACUGGAGGCGCAAACGCCAACAGGGAGAAUCUUUUGGCGAUUUCACAACCCGCCUGGGCUUUGACAAACUGAAAGAGACAAUUGAGAAGUGGGAGGGCAUAUCAAAGGCACUAACACGAUUUUAUCUAAAGCUUUUUAUUAAUAAAGACACAUAUAAAGCCAUGGAUGAACUUGCAAAGCUGCAGAACAAGACUACUCACCAACUGGCCAUGGAAGUCAGCUGCAACUAAAAUAAAAGUGUUUCU